AUGAACAUCAGGAAAAGGGUCAAGAUUAACGUUCAAUCUUCAGCUGAAACGGGUACCAUCGAUGCAAAGAGGCUGAACAAGGUGAGGCUGAGUCUAUUCCGGGAUGAUGACGAUGAUGACGACUUGAAAGAUGCCCCCACGAGAGUGUUGAAGAAGAAAAGGGAUCAGCAGCCAAGCGAGAUCGCAGCUCCAGAGGAGUCUCAUAUCAGCUACAAUGAUCUAUUCAGUCGGAAGAGCGCUUCUAAACCCAGUUUCGAACGGGUCCUGAAUCUCGAAGACAUGGCCGAGGAAGAUGACAGUGAGCCUGCCGCCGUCGCUUGCAUGGAGGAGACUGAGCUACGACACAGCAGGAACCAGGACGACGAGAAGGUUUAUGUUUCCUUGCUGGACAAGGAGGACAAAUUGGAGAUUAUUGACACCAUGAAGCGACAAGGCGGACCUGAAGAGCAAGAUGAGCUUGACGAGCAUGAGCUUGAGCUUCUCGAUGAUGGUACGCUGCCGCUAAGCAGCAGAGAGCUUUUACUGAGCAGAAGCCGAAAGAAGCAGGCGAUCGAAGAAGCCAUAAGAAUGCAGGACGAAGAAGGAUCAGCUACUUGGGAAACGCGAAUGCUGAGCAAAGGUACUGGUGAUUCUCGCCAUUCUGCCGUGAUCGCGGCGCUUCCAAGACUUUACUCAUCAGAUUCAAGCGAUGACGACGAAUCCGACGUGGUUGGACUCUCACAAGCCAUAGCGUCGAUCGCGUUGCGCAAGCGCCAGCUCGAGAAGCAGCUUAUAGCUCUGAAAGCUCAAAAAGCAAGUCUUCAACAGCAGCAAGCUACAUUGAUUCAUAGAUUAGAUCAAUGGCCUCAGAUCUGA
This is a messenger RNA of Torulaspora globosa, 855 nucleotides long. RefSeq names its product Ntr2p (gene NTR2). The record is from RefSeq and is a predicted model, not a curated record. The coding region runs from base 1 to 855 and encodes 284 amino acids. Gene Ontology annotation, cellular component: U2-type post-mRNA release spliceosomal complex. NCBI's taxonomy places the organism in Eukaryota, Fungi, Ascomycota, Saccharomycetes, Saccharomycetales, Saccharomycetaceae. The transcript has a single exon. Gene Ontology annotation, biological process: spliceosomal complex disassembly.